AGUUGCUCCGCUUUUUCCGUACAGUGUACACCUGUGCGGCGUGUGUGACGUUCAGUUCUCUGCAUCAAAUUUUCGCGAGAUAAAAGCGCCCGGAAAAACAAAUAACCGCAAAAAUGCCGCUGGAAAAUCUUGAGGAGGAAGGACUCGAGAAGAAUCCGAAACUCGAGUUAGCCCAGACGAAGUUCCUGCUGAGUCUUCCGGAGCACAAGAAUGACGCGGCUCUGAAGACUAAGCUCCUCGAUACCAUCAAAGCCGAAAAUAUGGCUCCAUUUUACGAAGAGGUAUGUCGGGAUCUUGAGUGGCCAGUUGAUGAGGCCCUUUUGGCCAAGAUGAAAGCCAAAAAUGAAGAGCAACUGAAAGAGCUGGAUGGCAUCAUCGAAGAUGCUGAGAAGAAUUUGGGAGAGAUGGAAGUUCGAGAAGCAAAUCUGAAAAAGUCAGAGCAUUUAUGUAGGAUUGGCGAUAAGGAUGGAGCACUGGCUGCCUUCAAAAAGACUUAUGACAAAACAGUGUCUCUUGGUCACAGACUGGACAUAGUUUUUCAUAACAUCAGAAUUGGUCUCUUCUACUUGGACCAUGAUCUCAUCACCAAAAACAUCGAAAAGGCUGAAGCAUUGAUAGAAGAGGGUGGUGACUGGGAUAGAAGAAAUAGACUGAAAGUCUAUCAGGGAACUUACUGCAUUGCAGUGAGAGAUUUCAAAGAGGCAGCCAACUUUUUCUUAGAUACCAUCAGCACAUUCACAAGUUAUGAACUCAUGGAUUACAAUACCUUUGUUAGGUACACAGUAUAUCUGAGUAUGAUCAGUUUGCCUAGAAACGAGUUGCGCGAUAAAAUUAUCAAAGGCUCUGAGAUUCUUGAAACACUGCACAGCAAUCCUGACUGCAAAGAGUAUUUGUUUUCUCUAUACAACUGCCACUACGCCGAUUUCUUUAAAAAUCUCGCACACGUCGAAGGUUUGCUGAGAAGAGACUUCCUCGUUUUCCCUCACUACCGUUACUACGUCAGGGAAAUGCGUAUUCUUGCUUACACUCAACUCCUUGAGUCCUACAGGUCGUUGACCCUCCAAUACAUGGCGGAAGCUUUUGGAGUAACCAUUGAGUACAUCGACCAGGAACUAUCGCGCUUCAUCGCCGCCGGUCGCCUUCACUGCAAAGUCGACCGAGUCGGCGGAGUAGUCGAGACCAACCGACCCGACAGCAAAAACUGGCAGUAUCAGGCUAUGGUCAAGCAUGGCGAUUUACUGCUCAACCGAGUACAAAAAUUGUCACGCGUCAUUAACAUCUAAGUCCAGGGAAUGCGAGACGUUUUACUGUGAAAUACAUAUGAAACGAGAAAUGUGUGAUUCGACGUCAGAGAACUGAAAGUCCUUUUGCAACCAAUGUGUGAGCCGCUUCCCUAAAGCAAGACUAAAGUAAUUUGAGGAAAGCUACGAACUCGCGAAGUAAAAAUGUUAAUAAUUAAAUAUGAUUUUGAUAGAAAAAAAAAAUAUAUAAAGAACUAACCAAA
Messenger RNA from Nasonia vitripennis (jewel wasp), 1504 nucleotides. It is a transcript of the gene Rpn7, whose product is annotated as 26S proteasome non-ATPase regulatory subunit 6. The coding region runs from base 114 to 1283 and encodes 389 amino acids. NCBI's taxonomy places the organism in Eukaryota, Metazoa, Arthropoda, Insecta, Hymenoptera, Pteromalidae. Gene Ontology annotation, cellular component: proteasome regulatory particle. The record is from RefSeq and is a predicted model, not a curated record. Gene Ontology annotation, biological process: proteasome-mediated ubiquitin-dependent protein catabolic process. The transcript has 5 exons.